This is a messenger RNA of Lodderomyces parapsilosis, 900 nucleotides long. RefSeq names its product F1F0 ATP synthase subunit gamma (gene ATP3). The transcript is spliced from 2 exons. Gene Ontology annotation, molecular function: proton-transporting ATP synthase activity, rotational mechanism. Gene Ontology annotation, biological process: proton motive force-driven ATP synthesis. Lineage: Eukaryota; Fungi; Ascomycota; Pichiomycetes; Serinales; Debaryomycetaceae. Bases 1 to 900 code for a protein of 299 amino acids. The record is from RefSeq and is a predicted model, not a curated record.
AUGUUUCGUUUAGGAGUCAAUCAAGCUGUCCGUGCAGCUCCACGUGUAAGAAACUAUGCUACAUUACGUGAAAUUGAAAAUCGUCUUAAAUCAAUUAAGAACAUUGAGAAAAUCACUAACACCAUGAAGAUUGUUGCCUCUACCAGAUUGAACAAAGCUCAAAGAGCUAUGCAAUCUUCACGUGUUUUCAAUGAAAGUGAAAAGGAUUUCAACAAGAAUGCUGAUCCAAAAGAAGGUGAGAAAUUGGAAGAAGAAAAUGCAGCUGCUUCAAAAACCCCAGAAAAGACUUUAUUGAUUGUUGUUUCUUCUGACAAGGGUUUAUGUGGAUCAAUUCACUCUCAAUUAUCCAAAGCCGCCAGAAAGAGAACGGGAGAAUUGAAUGGUAAUGUCGAUAUUGUUGCCGUGGGAGAUAAAGUUAAAGUUCAAUUGUCAAGAACCCAUGCUGAUAAAUUGAAAUUGGCAUUCAAUGGUGUUGGUAAAGAAGCACCAAAUUUUACUGAAGUUGCUUUGAUUGCAGAUGAAAUUGCCAAAUUGGGUCACUACGAAAAUGUUGAAAUUCUUUACAACAAGUUUGUUUCUGGUGUUUCUUUUGAACCAUCAACAUUUGCUGUUUACGCUGCAGACAUUAUUCAAAAUGCUCCAGGUAUCAACAAGUACGAAUUUGAAGGCGAAGAUGCUGUACAAAGUUUGGCUGAAUUCUCUUUGGCUAACAACUUGUUGACUGCCAUGGCUGAAGGUUAUGCUUCUGAAAUUUCUGCUAGAAGAAACGCUAUGGAUAAUGCCUCAAAGAAUGCUGGUGAUAUGAUCAACAGUUACUCCAUCUUGUAUAACAGAACUAGACAAGCUGUUAUUACCAAUGAGUUGGUUGAUAUUAUCACUGGUGCUUCAUCUUUGGAAUAG